Eurypyga helias (sunbittern) is the source of this 2625-nucleotide messenger RNA. It is a transcript of the gene TERB1, whose product is annotated as coiled-coil domain containing 79. Lineage: Eukaryota; Metazoa; Chordata; Aves; Eurypygiformes; Eurypygidae. The record is from RefSeq and is a predicted model, not a curated record. Gene Ontology annotation, biological process: homologous chromosome pairing at meiosis; meiotic attachment of telomere to nuclear envelope. The transcript is spliced from 18 exons.
AUGGAAAAUCAAACCAUGCAGAAAAAACAGUGUGAUAUGAGAACAGAUCUGAACUUACUCCUUGAAUGCCUUAAGUAUCAGAUGGACUGCCCUGAAUCUCAGAAAGAGGCUUUGAUCACUAUUUAUUCAAUUUGUCAACAAAACAGUGAAGCAAGUGAAUAUUUUCGAGAAAUUGGUGGUUUGAUGUUUAUAAAUGAUCUUGCAAAGUCAAGUGUUCAUUGCAUAGUUAAGGAAGCAGCUUUAUUUACAUUAGGAAAUAUAAUAGAAAGUAAUGUUUAUUGUCAACAAACUUUGUGUACUUCUGCAUUGUUUGAAGACCUCAUUUUAUUUUUAAUUAAUAAGGAUUCUGGUGUGAACUUGAAAAGAAUGUCUGUUUAUGUCAUCUUAGUACUUGUUUCAAAUAAUAAAAAUGGGCAAACUUAUGUCAGAGAUACAGGCUGCAUUAGUCUUCUGCUGCAGUUAUUUAGGUAAACUCUUUCCACAUGUGAGAUGAAUCUGUCAGAUGAGAAUGCCAAUCGGUGCUAUCAGCUGUGGUCGUCAGUCUGCAGUACUCUCUGUGCCUGUGUUAACAAUCCUCAGAACGAAGAUAAUCAAAACAUUUGCUGUUCAGUUUUUCCAUAUGCCAAAGAGUGGCUAGAAAAUUGCACAGACCCCAAGAUAGUUCGUCCUAUUUGUUCAUUUGUUGGUCUCACAGUUGCAAAUAACUCGUAUGUGCAGAAAUAUUUUGCUUCCGUUGGAGGGUUGGAUACAUUAGCUAAAGUUCUCAUCAAGCUUACGCACAAUUCCUGUAUGAGUCACUCAAGCACACAACUUGCAGUAGUAGUAACAAAGACUCUGGAUGCCUGCAUUGCUACUGACUCUGCCAUGGGUGAUGUCUUGGCAAAGUAUCACAUUGUGUCAGAGCUACUGAAGCUGCUGUCCAGUGACACUCUGGAUACAGGAGAAAAAAUUAGUAUUAUUCUAACAGUUGGACACUGUACUGAAGUUUGUGAAGAAAACCAGUGUGAAUUGCUCCAGAACAGUGGUCUUCCACUUAUGAUUCAGGUAUUAACUGAGUCUCAGGAUGAGGAACUACACAAAGCUGCUACUUUUGUGCUGCAAAACUGCAAGCAAAUGACUGAACGAUUGUCCUUGAAAAUAAAUGAUACUUCAUUAAACUUGGACAAUGCAGAAGAGUUGGAUGUGCAAGUCAGAAAAAGAACUCUACAAGACUACUGGAAGAAGGCAAAAGGAAUUUUACACAGAAUAAACUUGAUUGAAAAAGAACAUGAUGAGGAAAGAGUUCAAGGAGGAGUAUUUGUAGACAGAUCUUCAGAAGCCAAUAUAGAAGCAUCAAAACACCAUGAAAUAAAUCCUGCUGAUCCAAGAACGCAUAUAGAAAGAACACAAAGAGAAGUACAUUAUCCACAGUUGACCUCUGAAUUGGGUGAUCAGGUUCUUGCUCCAUCUGUAAAAUCUUCUCCACUGAAAAAUGAAAUGGUGAACACUAGGGAUCCAGUAAAUGCUUCUGCUGGACAAAGUGAACAGCGUAAUAUUCCAUGUUCAGUUAAUGAACUGCGAGCAGGCAGUGUACCUCAAAGUCACAGUGUAAAUGAAAAAACUACUUGUGUAAAAAAUCAGCCUGUUCUUCGAGUAAGCGAAUACUCAUUUAAACAACCAGCAGAGAUUGUUAAAAAUGUGAGACAGACAUGCACAUCAGAUCAACAGUCGUUCUACUCAGAGAUAACCAAGGAAGAAAAAUGUACUUCAACUACAUUUGCAUCCUAUAAAAAGGCAGAUUUAAGGUGUUCAGGUUGUACAGCAGGAAGACUGUGCUUCAAUAGUAAAACCUUUACCAAGAUGUUGCAAAGUUGUCCAUACAAGUGUGACCAUCACAAAGUCAUUCUGGAAGUAGAAGAAAGAUAUAAAAGUGAACUCCGCAAAUCGGCUGUGUGUAACAACAGUAGAUAUGCAACUCAUGAGAGUAUUCUUUUGACACCAGUUAGAAAAAACAAAUGUGGUACUUCAGAUAGAGAUGAACACAGGAAAAAUCCUCGGUUGACUGACAACUAUAACUUGAUACCAACAUAUGGAAAGUCUUCCCAAAAAAAUGAAGAUGCUAACUUGAAGAGACAAAGAGUCAAAGAAAUGUGCAACCAGCAAUGUCAGUGCGUAAGAAAAAGCUGCAUAUAUUCGCUUGACAAGGUUGAGGACAAUGAAAUAUGUCCCAUGCACACGAACACAAGAACUUUAAGCAAGGGAAGAAGAACCCGAAAAAAUUUCACGACUGAGGAAAUUAACUAUCUUUUGAGUGGAGUAGAAAAAAUGGCUAAUCACUGGAAUUUAAUUUUGUGGUCUUAUCCAUUUCAGAAAGGACGGACAAGUGUUGAUCUUUCCAAGAAGUACUACAGGUUACAAGUAAUCUUAAUUUCAUUUUCUACUACUCAGAUAUGUUCUCAGCUCAGUUGUCAGCUUUUUGCCAUGAACCGACUUGCAAAAGCAGGACAGGCUAGCAUAGUUUGCAGCCCCUGGGGUUGUGCUUUGUGUCGGUUCAACGCUGUGCAUGUCGAGCCUUGGAAUGCUCUCUGCUGUGAUGCAGUCGGGGCUUGUGCUUGCCGCGCGGGAACGAAACGGGGGAAGUACUAG